This is a messenger RNA of Coccomyxa subellipsoidea C-169, 1353 nucleotides long. Its product is annotated as tyrosyl-tRNA synthetase. Lineage: Eukaryota; Viridiplantae; Chlorophyta; Trebouxiophyceae; Coccomyxaceae. The transcript has 9 exons. Gene Ontology annotation, molecular function: tyrosine-tRNA ligase activity; RNA binding; ATP binding. The record is from RefSeq and is a predicted model, not a curated record. Gene Ontology annotation, biological process: tyrosyl-tRNA aminoacylation. The coding region runs from base 1 to 1353 and encodes 450 amino acids. Gene Ontology annotation, cellular component: cytosol; mitochondrion; chloroplast stroma.
AUGGCCACAGAUGCAGUUACUGUGCUUGAACCCGAGAAGGAGCAAGGAGCACAACAGCUGAAAAUAGUCGAAGUGCUCAGAUCGCGGGGUCUCGUGCAGGACAUCACCAGCCCAUCGUUGGAGAAGGUGGCUGCCACGGAGAAUUUGACGGUGUACUGCGGAUUCGACCCCACAGCCGAGAGCCUGCACUUGGGCAACUUGCUGGGCAUCAUCGUGCUCACUUGGUUCCAGCGCUGCGGCCACCAGCCAGUGGCUCUGCUGGGGGGUGCAACUGGCCGUGUGGGGGAUCCCUCAGGUAGGAGCACAGAGAGGCCAGUACUGUCAGAGGACGAGAUUGAGCGCAAUGUUCAGGGCAUCAGGCGGAUCUUGGAGAGCCUCAUAGGCAGCAGCAAUGGAGCAGGGCCUGCCCCCCAAAUCCUGAACAACCUGGAUUGGUUCAAGGAGGUGGGCCUGCUGUCCUUCCUGCGCGAUGUGGGCAAAUUUGCGCGCGUGGGAACGAUGCUGGCACGGGACGCCGUGAAGUCGCGCAUGGAGCUCGACAAUGAGGGCAUCUCCUUCACUGAGUUCACCUACCAGCUGCUGCAGGGGUAUGACUUUGUGCACCUUAAUCGGGAGCACGGGGUGCGGAUGCAGAUAGGCGGGUCGGAUCAGAUGGGCAACAUCAUCACAGGGCUGGACCUCAUCCGGCGCAUGGGCGGCGGCGCCCCGGAAGCGGCCUGCUUCGGCCUCACUUUCCCGCUGCUGACCAAGGCCGACGGCACCAAAAUGGGCAAGAGCGCCGACGGCGCCGUCUGGCUCGCUGCCGAGAAGAUGUCGCCCUUCAAGUUCUAUCAGUACCUGCUGACGAGCGUGGGGGACGCUGAGGUCAUCAAGUUCCUGCGCAUGCUCACCUUUGUGCCCCUGGAGGACAUCGCGCAGCUGGAGGCCAGCAUGCAGCAGCCGGGCUACCAGCCCAACACAGCGCAGCGCCUGCUCGCGUCCGAGGUCACUCGCUUCGUGCAUGGCCAGCUGGGGCUUGACCAGGCCCUCAACGCCACCCAGGCUCUGGCUCCGGGCUCAGACACGAAGCUGGACAUAGACACGCUGGAGGCUGUGGCGGGCAGCGCGCCCACAGUGGAGCUGCCCGCCGGGCAGGUGCUCGGGCAGACCCUUGCGGACAUCAUGGUCGCCAUCAAGCUGCAGGAGAGCAAGAGCGCGGGGCGGCGUUUGAUCAAGGGCGGUGGGGUGCGAGUCAACAACCAGAAGGUGUCUGAUGAGCAGCGGAGGCUGAGUGAGGAUGACUUCAUUGAUGGCCGGCUGGCGCUCAUAGCCGCUGGAAAGAAGAACAAAAUGCUUUUGCGGAUAUCUAGGUAG